Pseudogymnoascus verrucosus is the source of this 746-nucleotide messenger RNA. It is a transcript of the gene HHT1, whose product is annotated as histone H3.1. Gene Ontology annotation, molecular function: protein heterodimerization activity; structural constituent of chromatin; DNA binding. Bases 160 to 570 code for a protein of 136 amino acids. Gene Ontology annotation, biological process: rRNA transcription. NCBI's taxonomy places the organism in Eukaryota, Fungi, Ascomycota, Leotiomycetes, Thelebolales, Thelebolaceae. Gene Ontology annotation, cellular component: nucleosome. The transcript has 3 exons. The record is from RefSeq and is a predicted model, not a curated record.
AAUCACCCACGCUAAGCGAAUGCAGACCGCCAAUACAAAUACCCACCACUCCCACAUCCUUCGCCUCUUCCUCUUCUUCCAUCAACAACUCCACUUUCGACCAACGAUAAUCAACCAUCCACUUCAUCAACAACCCCAUAACAUCCAUCAUCAUCAACAAUGGCUCGUACCAAGCAAACUGCCCGUAAGUCCACUGGUGGCAAGGCUCCCCGCAAGCAGCUCGCAUCCAAGGCCGCACGCAAGUCCGCGCCAUCGACCGGAGGUGUCAAGAAGCCCCACAGAUACAAGCCAGGAACUGUCGCUCUCCGUGAGAUCCGUCGUUACCAGAAGUCGACUGAGCUCCUGAUCCGCAAGCUCCCCUUCCAGCGUCUCGUCCGUGAGAUCGCCCAGGACUUCAAGUCCGAUCUCCGCUUCCAGUCUUCCGCCAUCGGCGCUCUCCAAGAGUCCGUUGAGGCCUACCUCGUCUCCCUCUUCGAGGACACCAACCUGUGCGCCAUCCACGCCAAGCGUGUUACCAUCCAGUCCAAGGAUAUCCAACUCGCCCGCCGCCUCCGUGGUGAGCGUUCUUAAAUUUCUACUUGGGUUCUCGACUAUCAAGAUCAUGCCUGAUGUACGCGCAAUUGCCUUGACCGCAUGCCUACGGGUUUGGGUGGGAUAUUGAGAUCGCACGUUUGGUAUUGAUCUGGUGGAUGCAAUAAUGGUUACGGGGUGGGGUUUAUGGGUUCGGCAAUGGAGUUAUCUGCCUU